Drosophila nasuta is the source of this 1353-nucleotide messenger RNA. RefSeq lists its product as uncharacterized. The transcript has 2 exons. Bases 214 to 1353 code for a protein of 379 amino acids. Lineage: Eukaryota; Metazoa; Arthropoda; Insecta; Diptera; Drosophilidae. The record is from RefSeq and is a predicted model, not a curated record.
AACGUCAACUCGCAGAAAGUGUUAAUAAUUAAUUUGGAAAUAGGUCCAUUUUGCUGCUGACUUGACUGGCUGCACAUAUGCGAAAUUUUAUUCUGCGCAUGAACAAUAAAGUGCCUAUCAUAUUUCAAGCAAAUUAAAAAAAACAGGGGCUUUCGGUUUUGUUGUUCCUUGACUCAAGCUCAGAAAGCUUCCAGUUGCGACAGCAUUGAAAACAUGGGCGAUCAGAAGAUAACGAAAUGUGACGCAGAACCGGCGAGUUCCCCCUUGCUGUUGCCCGACGGCUACUCUUACUUUCAAGACGGCAUUAAAUGGGUAUCGGAUUUAAUGGAGAUCGAGGACUCCGACGCCGAUUGGUUAGUGGACGCGGAAUUCAUUUGCAAGCGGAUUAGCGAUGUGAUGAGCAAAAAGGAUUGGAUCUACAAGUCUGUGCUGGAGCACCUGCUAACCACGGCCACGUUUUACAGAGGCUCCAAGAUCGACGUGCCGCUCGAUUUCGAGCAGUAUUUACGCUUCCAAAUGCCAUUCCAUGUGACUCCUAUCUUCAAUGCUUCCCAGCCGGGCUACAUUAAUCUAUAUGCGACCAGCACGCAUCCGAUGAUUACGAAGGGUUAUGUGAAUCCGGAGCUAGUUCAGGUCCUUCUACGCGGGAAUCUGCGUGAUGCCAUCAACCAGCUGAAGAGCGUCUACUGCGACAGUAAAGUGCACUACAAGCUGAGCUAUCGCACUCAUGAGAUUGGAGAUCAGGGCUUUGUGCACGAGAUAUUGGCAUGUGAGCAACGCGACGGCGGGAUGCCCAGCAUCAUAUCCUUUGUCUUUUUGCCGGCACUGCAGUUCAAGUUCUCUGAGUUUCCUCUGCCCUCGUUUGUGCCCUCCGGCCCCGCCUGGGCGCACUGCAACAACGUCUACUACUGGCUCGCCCUGCUACAGGUGUAUCCACAAUAUGACAAUCGUAGCUUCUGUCCGUACGUGCCGCGCAUGCAGUUCGUGCAGGACGAUCGCAUGGUCAAGUAUCGCAACGUUUUGCGGCUGUUGGUCAAGAUCGGUCUAGGCAACAAUAUACCCGACAUCUCUGAUAUAUUCGUCAUCAAGGGACUACACUUCUUUCGCUUACGCUACAGCAUGAGCUGCGACUGCAAUCUAUCACUGCCCACGCUCUUUAUGGAGCUUCUCAACAUACACACUAACAUAAUUUACACGGAUGCAACGCAUAAGCUUAUGGUGUUUGGCAACUGCCAGCAGCAUUCGAUGCAGGAGGCGCUAAAGCUGGACACGAUUGCACGUAACGUAUCCAUGUUCUAUUACAUGAACUAUAUACCCUGGGAUCGGCUAAAGCAAAUGUUUGGCCUCAUUUGA